Messenger RNA from Gastrolobium bilobum, 750 nucleotides. Its product is annotated as thioredoxin H2. Gene Ontology annotation, molecular function: protein-disulfide reductase activity. Bases 37 to 450 code for a protein of 137 amino acids. The transcript has 3 exons. Lineage: Eukaryota; Viridiplantae; Streptophyta; Magnoliopsida; Fabales; Fabaceae. The record is from RefSeq and is a predicted model, not a curated record.
UAAGUCCAGCAUAGCAAAUACCAUUAAACAAAAGCAAUGGGGGCUUUUCUCUCUUCCAUCUUUGGUGGCGGCGGCGGCGACGCACACGCGGCGUCGUCUUCGGCGGAGAAUUCUCGCGUCGAAACCUUCCACUCUUCGGCGCGCUGGCAGCUUCACUUCAACGACAUCAAGGACUCCUCUAACCUCGUUGUUAUAGAUUUCUCUGCUUCGUGGUGUGGACCAUGCAAAUUCAUAGAGCCAGCAAUUCACGCCAUGGCCGAAAACUUCACCGAUGUUGAAUUCAUCAAGAUCGACGUCGACGAAUUAUCUGAUGUGGCGAAGGAGUUUGAGGUGCAGGCGAUGCCGACAUUCGUGUUGGUGAAGAAAGGGAAAGAGAUUGAGAGGGUUGUUGGCGCCAAAAAGGAUGAGCUUGAGAAGAAGAUUCAGAAACACCGAGCUUCCCAAUCUUAAUUAGAAGUUAGAACCACCCAUCUCUCUCUUCAUUAUUCAGCUAUGUAUCUUUCUUUUUCCUUUUCUUUUUCUCUUUAAUUAAAGAAAAUAUACUGAGUGAGCAUAAGUGGUUGGAUUUGGCUAUGAUGUUAUGUUAUGACGAUGAUGAGUGAAAUUUAAACUCAUUGGGUUGCUUCUGGAAGAUAAUGCCUACUUGGACCAUGUCUAUGAUAACAUACAUUGUCUUGCUUUUUCGAAAAUUACUGGAUUUCCUUGCCACAUAUACAAUGUUGGCAGAAAUUCUGGUGUGGGUUUUUCAAC